Messenger RNA from Ichthyophthirius multifiliis, 2784 nucleotides. Its product is annotated as protein-tyrosine phosphatase protein, putative. NCBI's taxonomy places the organism in Eukaryota, Ciliophora, Oligohymenophorea, Hymenostomatida. The record is from RefSeq and is a predicted model, not a curated record. Gene Ontology annotation, biological process: protein dephosphorylation. The transcript has 15 exons. Gene Ontology annotation, molecular function: protein tyrosine phosphatase activity.
AAACAAAUGAAUAAAUAAAUUCCUUUAUAAGGCCCCUGUAUUUUAAAUAAAGUUGAAGAUCUUUCUUAUUAAUGGGUUUAAUAAAUGGAGGAUAUUUAUAAUAUAGAAAAAGGUAUUCCAAUAAUGGAUUUCACGGAAUUAUGUUCUACAAUAAAUACUGACAUGGAAUUUAGACUUGUAAGAAGAUUAACAGAAACUCAAUAUCAUAAUGAACGUUUAAAAGAUUAUGAUCCAAACUUAAAUAAAUACAAUAGAUACAAUAAUAUUAUACCAUUUGAACAUUCAGAAGUUAAAAUUAAUCAAGAUAACUUAGAUGAUUUAGAAGAAGUUUAAUAUAUCAAUGCCUCUUAUAUAAAUUCUGAUAUAUAAAAUAAUUGCGAAAAAAAAUUUAUUGCAACAUAAGGACCAUUAAUUACUAGUUUAUCUCAUUUUUGGAAAAUGAUUUGGUAUCAUGAUAUUGAAUGUAUUAUAAUGUUAUGUAAUUUGAAAGAAAACGAAAAAGCUUAAUGCGAUUAAUAUUGGCCAAACGAAUCAGGAUAAUAUCAAGAAUAUGGUUCAUUUAAAGUAACUUUGAUCAAAGAAGAACUUUUUUUGGAAACAGUUUACAAAAGAACAUUAAAACUAGAAAAAAAAGAUGAAAAUUUUAACAAAACAAUAUUUUAAUAUUAAUGGUAAGAUUGGAAAGACCAUAGUGCUCCAAGUGAAAGUGAUUAUACUAUAAUGGAAUAUUUAAUUCAUAUAAUGAUAGAACAAUAUGAAAAGUUAAAUAUUACAGUUAUCCAUUGCAGUGCUGGUGUUGGAAGAACAGGAACAUUAUUAUCUUUAAUUAAUUUAAUUUUGGCUUUUAAUUGUUACAAACCUAAAAUAAUUUAAGCACUUAAAGAAGGAGUUUAAAAUUAAGAUUUAAAAGAUUGUACAUUAAGUGUUUUUUCAACUGUAAGAAGAUUAAGAGAAUAAAGAUGGGGAAUGGUUCAUCAUUCUGAAUAAUAUAGCUAUAUUUAUAAAUAUAUGAAAUUACAUAAUGAUUAUGAUGAUGAUGAAUUAAUAGUUAGUGUAAAUGUAAAUAAAAUGAAAGAUAAUAAACUUGAUUAAUUUACCAAAUAAUAUAUUAUAACAACUGAAGAAUUAUGUAAAGAGCAACUGGAAAUAAUCAAAAAAGGAAAAAAACUUGGUAAACUUCUAUAAAGAAAAGCUAUUAUAAACGAAGGAAUGUUAAUUUAAUUAAACGAAAAAACUUAAAAAUAAUUAGGACUGAUAUAAACUAUAAAAUAUGAUAAAAACACUACACAAUCUAAUCAAUCUUAAAGAUAUAAAAUUAUAUUAAAUGUUGUUCAAUUCUAGAAAAACGUUAACUAACCUAUUGAAACUUUCUUUAAGUUUUCAGCUAUUUAAUUAAAAAAAAUGGUUAAUUAAUGGAAAAUAGCCUCUAUUAAAUUAGAAGAUUAAUUAAAAUAAAGAUAAUUGCAAAUUUAAACCUAUAGGAAAAAAAAUAUCAAAUCAUUACAAAAAUCUAACUUAAUUUACAAUUAUGACGAUUUUUUUACCCAAAAGGCAGUCUCUUAAGCUUUAAAAAACGCUAUAGAUGCCUAAGUUUAGUAUAUGCCAGCUUAAAUUACCGAUCCUAAAUUAAAAUAAGUUUCUUUAUAUGACUUAGAAGAAGAAAAAAGGAUUGAAUUAGCUUUCAAAAACCUUAUUAUUCACUAAAGCAUCGAAAUAAUUAAGCCUAUAAUUGAAGUACAUUACAUCCCUAAUUACCAAGAUCCUUUUGAAACCAGAAAAAUAAACAAACGCAAAUAUACAGUAAAAGAAUUAGAAAAUGAAAAUUGUAUACAAUUAGAAUUCUUCGGAAGAUUAAAUUCUUAAGUUCAUUUAAAUCAUUAUUUAUGGACUUUAGAAGAUUACAAUUUUUCAGAUAAUUAAAACAAUAUAUAAAGUUAAAAUAAUAAAACUUUCUAAUUCUAAAUUAAUUAAGAUUGUAAAAAUGAUUAUUUAUAAAUUUUUAUUUAUGAAGGAUUAAAUGCUUCUAUUCAUAGUGAAAAAUAUGAAUAUAGAUUACUUAUUUCAGAUUUAGCUAAUGAAUUUGCAUCUAAUAGAGAAUUAUGGAUACCUAUAAAAGGCAAAUCUAGUCAAAUAAUUAAUAUUUGUAUAAAUAUGACUUCAUUCGUAUGUCCAUAUUUAAAUAAUUUUGAAUUAUAAGCCUAAAACUAUGAUGAUUAUUUUGAAUAAUUAAUCGAAUCUGAAAGAUGCUUAUUGAAUGAUCCUUUGUUCCCCGAUGUUAUAGAUUAAAUAGAAAUUACUUAAACAAGUAUCCGAUAUUUAGUCUGGAAACUCGAACUAUUGGAAUAAAAAUGCGGUCAAUCAUUAUAGCUUUUAAGCGGCUUUAUUUUAGAUAAUUAUGGUGUUAAUAAAGAUGUAGAAAAAGACGUUAAAAGAAUUAUAUAUAAAAGAACAUAAGAACAUCUUACAUUAAUAGUUACAUAAGAAGGUUCUGAUAUUCUUGCGGAUAUAUAAGAAUGUAUAGCCAGUUCAUUAAAAUAAUAAUUUGUAAGUUUAUAAGAAAUAAUUUCCGAAAAAAUAUAACAUCUAGAAGGUUAAAAUAUUGACAUAAAUAAUCCUUCUAAGGAAGAAUCUUAUUGUUUUUGGUGCUUUGUGUCUUUAUUUAAGGAAAUAUAUGAAGAUUUAUUAACUUAAAACAUCCCAAGUGUUAGUUUGAGAGUUGCUAAGGGUGUUUGGGUGUAAAUCAGGUUUAAGGUUUCGAAAAUGCCUUUCUGGCGGUUUUUGUGA